Messenger RNA from Carassius auratus (goldfish), 3779 nucleotides. RefSeq names its product transcription factor RelB-like. Lineage: Eukaryota; Metazoa; Chordata; Actinopteri; Cypriniformes; Cyprinidae. Gene Ontology annotation, biological process: non-canonical NF-kappaB signal transduction; innate immune response; positive regulation of transcription by RNA polymerase II. Bases 693 to 2234 code for a protein of 513 amino acids. The transcript is spliced from 9 exons. The record is from RefSeq and is a predicted model, not a curated record. Gene Ontology annotation, cellular component: cytoplasm; nucleus. Gene Ontology annotation, molecular function: DNA-binding transcription factor activity, RNA polymerase II-specific; RNA polymerase II cis-regulatory region sequence-specific DNA binding.
CAAAGUAGAGCUGUCACUGUAUCACUUGCUAGAGAUAAUAGUUUUCUGAAACCCUUAUAAGGAUGGUUCACCCCAAGAUGAAGAUUCUGUCAUCAUUUACUCACCGCCAUGUUGUUACGAACCUGUAUGACUUACUUUCGUCUGUGGAACAUAAAAAGAGUGUAUUUUGAAGAAUGCUGGUAACCUGAAGACCAUUGACUUCCAGACGCAGAAACAUCUGGAAGUCAUACUGGUUUAGAAUGACAUGCAUUUUUGGGUGAACUGUCCCUUUAACACUAACCACUGAAUUUGGUUCAUAACUUCAUCCUGUUUUGUUUGUGCUCUGGCCAUGAAUGAUGCGUCAAAAUCUGUAGCAUAUUGAGUGUAUUCACUCUCUGUAGAAAAUAUCUUUUUUUUUUUUUUUUUAGUAGAUAUCGAAACUUGUUAUUCAUGACACCAGGCUUUUUUACUUUGCAACGGGUGAUUGUAAUUCGAUGCCUACUUUCAGUUAGCGUUCUCUCCACUCUUGCUUCUCUCCCCCCAUACAAAAGACUCAGUCUCAUCCCCUCCUCUCUGCUUCUCACUUUCUCAUUGGCUGGUUUUUGGUCUAGCUAUGUGAGCUUCCUGUUUCUUCACCAUGCUUCUGGUUCUUCUCAGCAGCUCUUUGUAAUCCAUACAGCUUUGACCAGACCCCAACGGCGCACACUGAUGGUAUGGCACCGAUGCAUUCCAUGCGAAGCCACAAAGUGGCAUCUCAGCGACGUGGAGAGUCAUCUCUGGCACCCCAGAGUCUUCAUCCUCAGCAGACUGGAACAGAACAUCUGGAGCGCUUCCUGGAAAAGCCAGAGCUGGUGGUGGUGGAGCAACCGAAGGAGCGCGGCAUGAGAUUUCGCUAUGAGUGCGAGGGACGAUCCGCAGGCAGCAUCCUCGGAGCCUCCAGCACUGACUCCAGCAAGACCCUGCCUGCAAUUGAAAUCCAAGGCCCCAUUGAAAACAUCAAGAAAGUGAUGGUCACCGUGUCUCUUGUGACGAAGGACAUCCCGUACCGCCCACACCCACACUGCCUGGUCGGGAAAGACUGUGCAGAUGGCAUCUGCGUCAUCCACAUCAAUCCCCACAGCGCUCGUCGACACAGCUUUGCAAAUCUUGGCAUCCAGUGUGUGCGGAGGAAAGAGCUUGAUGCCUCACUGCAGAAGAGGAGGAAUAAGAAUAUUGAUCCGUUUAACACGGGCCACUCUAAGAGCAUUGAGGACAUGGACAUGAACGUGGUGAGACUGUGUUUCCAGUGUGAGCUGGAACGAAAGGAUGGAGACCGAAUCCCCCUCGCCCCUGUGGUUUCCAACCCCGUCUAUGACAAGAAGGCGACCACAACGGCCGAGCUGAAAAUCAAUCGCCUUAAUAUUGUCCGAGGCCCCUGCACAGGAAAGACUGAAAUUUACAUGCUCUGUGACAAAGUACAGAAAGAUGACAUUGAGAUCAUCUUCAGCAAGGACGACUGGGAGGCCAAGGCGGAGUUUGCCCAGACCGAUGUCCACCGGCAGAUCGCCAUCGUCUUCAAGUCCCCACCCUUCAGGGAGCAGAAUUUAACCGAGGAGGAGGAGGUCAGUGUGUGUCUUCGACGCAUGUCUGACCGGAUGGACAGCGAGCCAGUCAAGUUCACCUACGUCCCAGACAAUGCAGAUCCUUACGGAGUCAACCGCAAGAGGAAAAUAAAGUCUGAUGUGAAGUUCAGCGAGCCAUGCAGCGUUCCUCAAAAUCAAGACAUUGCAAAUGAACCCAGCAUGCCACAGCAUUUUGACAGGGAAUUCUACGCCACCGUCGACUGCAGCCUUCCCAGUGCUUCCAUGGCAGUCCCCGUUAUGGACGGAGGCAUCACCAUGCCAUCCCAGGUCAUGGAGGAAAUUCGCUAUGAAGACUUUGAACAAUUGGACGGUUGUGUUAGCCUGGACCCAGAAACUUUGGACACCGUCCUCCAAGGCAUUUCCCAAUGCUUUGCCAGCUUCAGACCAGACCAAUCCCAGCAAGGUUCAGACCAGUUUCUUAAUCAGUUGUUUUUCCCUGGUGAUCUCAACUUUGGUUUAGAUGGCACCGAUAUGAAAUUGAACGCCGGUCAACCUGUGAUGAACAUGUCUUCUAUAAACGACGCACACUUCAGUCAGAUGGUGAAUGAGAAUCAGGCCUAUCCAGCAGAUCUGGAGAACAUCGAAGGGCUCAUGUUUUCCCCCGUGAAGAGCGAGAACGACCUGGACCACUGAAUGCCACUGUGGACUCUUAUGUCUUGACUGUUGGGACUUUGGACAUACAGUCACUGUUGACUAUAAAAUCAUUUUUGGACUAGGAAAAGACCCAGUUAUUGACUGCUAAACCUGGUCUGCUGGCACGAUCUGACUUCCCGUUUGGUAGUAUGAACAUACCAAUGAAGUAAAUCAUCUGCUCGACCACUCGUCUUGAAAAUGGACUAGACACCUCGUAGCCAACGAAAGGUGGGAGAAGCAUGUAACCAUUAUGUUUUCUGGUAAAAAGGGAGAAACAGAUGCUGCUUGGGAUGUGCCAGUUAUGACUGUCAUUUGCUAAUUUAUUGUGUGGAUUUCUGAGCAGAACCUGUUAGUAUCCUGUAGAUUGUCCCAGACCCAAAUUCACUUUGUAUUUAAGUGUAACAUGUAACGUGAUAUUUGUUUAGAACAUUUCAGAACAGUCCAUCCACAGAGGAAUUUCAGUUAACAGCAUUAAGGGGACAAAAUUAGACAUUUAAACAUAAUUCUGAAGUAGCAGCUGGAUUAAUUCAUGUAAUUCAUGCCAAUCUGACACCAUGAUCAAGCCAGGUGGGACACGACAACAUAAAACAUAAGUCAUUUCUGUCAUCUAAUUGGCAACAAUAAAAUAUUGCAUUGAGUUCUCUGCCCAUUAGUGGCCGAUUGUUUCUUCUGAUCAAAAAUAGUGCUCCAAAAUUGUGAUAUUCAGUUAACUAGUUAGCACUAUGCUAUGCUAUUAGGGGCUGUUCACACAAAACAUGUUCUUCCAUUUCAGUGCGCCACUUUUCCAUCGAUGUUGGACCGUUGCAAAUGAAUAUAUGAAUAUGAAUAUUAUGAAUAUUGUGCAUGUCAAGAAAAGAUCAGCUUCUGAACUUCUCUAGACCUUGCGUUCUUGCCUGUGUCUAAUGUUUUUAAACACAAAGAAAUCUUCUGUGUGAAUGGCUUCUUAGCUCGCUAACCAAAGUCUAAAUAAAAGCACAAAGAAAGGGAAAUGUUUCAAUUUACCUUUUUUGGCUUUUGUUAAAUGUUUUAUGUAAUUUUUAUACAUAAAUUACCACAUUUUAAUGUGUCAGAGGGGAUUUGGAAUUGAAGCCCAGUCCACAAAGAAAUGUAAUUGGUCUAAGAUUUUUAAAUUGAUCUUAAGUUGUGUAUUAUACAUCAAAUAUGUUCUGAUUGGCUGCAUUGCACAGGAUUUAAUUUUUCAAUGAGAAUAGUCAGAUUACUUUUCACUGGAAACUUGACCUUUUUUGCCUGGUUAUGACAUGAUGUGAGUUUGCAUAGGAAACUGAAAUAAAUGUAGUCAAUGAGUCAGUGGCAACAAUAUUUGAGUGAUUUUGUCUUUAUCACCUCAAUGUUGAAGGAAGCUGGAUUCACAAGAAUAACCAUUGGAAAGCAUUUUGUUCAUUUAUACACAUUUAAUGUCUGUAAUACUGCUGUGAUUUAUAUUGUCCUGUGUAAAAAUCCUUUAUGCUCUCAAAUAAUGUCACAUUCUGCUUCUUAUAGUGUGUUGUUGCUGUCAAUAUUAAAAACAUGUUUUCUGGCAAAUGA